Parathielavia appendiculata is the source of this 1221-nucleotide messenger RNA. RefSeq lists its product as uncharacterized. The transcript has 3 exons. Gene Ontology annotation, cellular component: plasma membrane; fungal-type cell wall. The record is from RefSeq and is a predicted model, not a curated record. Lineage: Eukaryota; Fungi; Ascomycota; Sordariomycetes; Sordariales; Chaetomiaceae. Gene Ontology annotation, biological process: fungal-type cell wall organization. The coding region runs from base 1 to 1221 and encodes 406 amino acids.
AUGUUUGUCAAGCAUCUUCUUCCCGCCUUUGUGGCGAUCGGUUCAGUUGCAGCUCAGAGCACUUGCACUGUAGAAGAGUCCACGACGACAGUUAACAGCCAGGCCGAUGCGACUAAGCUCGCGAGCUGUGACGUGGUUGACGGGUCGGUCGUGAUCGGCACCGACACCGGCGCCAGGAUUGACAUCUCGGGUCCCAAGGAGAUCACGGGGAGCCUCGAGGUUCUUGACAAUGGUGUCCUUGAGACACUUACAAGCAGCGAUUUGGAGAAGAUUGGCGGUGCCUUCACCAUGAGGAACGUGACGCUGCUUACCGCGCUCGACUUCUCGAAGCUCACGCAGGUCCAGUCGCUCAACUGGCAGUCGCUCAACCGCAUCGCCACGCUCAGGCUCGGGCCCAUCUCGCAGGCGGAGGAGGUCACCAUCAGCGACACGUUUCUCGACAAGCUUGAUGGUAUUGAUCUCGAGAGCGUCAGGAAGCUCGACAUCAACAACAACAUGCGCCUGCAAAAGUUCACCACCCAGUUGAAGGACCUCAGCGACAGCCUGAACAUCCAGGCCAACGGCAUCGGUCUCAACGUCAGCUUCCCAAACCUUGUCUGGAUUGCCAACAUGACCAUUGCCAACGUGACCGACUUCUCGGUGCCUUCGCUCGAGGUCGUCAACGGCUCCGCCCGCUUCGAUUCCAACUACUUCGAGUCCUUCAGCGCCCCCAACCUGACCCACACCGAGUCGGGCGACAUCUCGUUCGUUGGCAAUGGAGAGCUCAAGAACAUGACGUUCCCCAAGUUGACGACCAUCGGCGGCGGCCUUCUCAUUGCCAACAACACUGGUCUGGACAAGGUCGACUUCUUCCCCGAACUGCAGACCGUUGGCGGCGCCGUCAAGCUUCGCGGCAACUUCACCGAGGUUGACUUCCCCGCCCUGGAGGACGUCAAGGGCGCCUUUGAUGUUUCCAGUACCGCUGAUAUCCAGUCGUCGUGCGACAACCUCCUCAAGAAGGCACCCCAGAACCAGGGCGGCGAUGGCAAGAUCCAGGGCACUUUCUCCUGCACGGGCCUGAACGAGAACGCCAACGAGGACACCGACAGCGAGCCCACGGGCGACGGCGACGUCACCGGCUCCAACGGCGGUGAUGACAAAGGCUCUGGUGCUGCUGGUGUCACCUUCAACGCGGCUCUCUUUGGCCUCGUCGGCAUUGCUGUCCUCGCCUCGGCGCUCUAA